CGACUGAAGGGCGGUCCGUGGCCAAUCGCCCGGAUCCGGAAGCGGCCUGCCGGUCAGGAUGGCGGCGAGCGUCGGGCCGGCGCCCGGCGGGGCAGACCUGGUGCAGCUGAACGUGGGCGGGCGCAGGUUCUGCACCUCCCGCCAGACGCUCGCCUGGGUGCCGGACUCGUUCUUCUCCAGCCUCCUCAGCGGCCGUAUCUCCUCACUACGGGACGAGACCGGCGCCAUCUUCAUUGACCGGGACCCCGACCUCUUCGCCCCCAUCCUCAACUUCCUCCGCUGCAAAGAGCUGGAUCUCAGGGGGAGCGAUGUCUCGCUGCUGCUGCACGAAGCCCAGUUCUACGGGAUCACGCCUCUCAUUCGCCGCCUGCAGUUGCAUGAGGAACUGGAGCGGUCCUCUUGCGGGAGCGUCCUGUUCGAGGGUUACCUGCCCCCCCCUUCUGUGUUUCCUGCCAAGCGGUGGAACCGCCACAGCAUCACGGGGGGACAGUUGGCUGCCCGGCCAGGCAACCCCCUGGUGCGCCGGAGCAACACCAUGCCCCCUAAUCUUGGCAUCGGAGGGCUUCUGGGGAGAGUGGAGGAGAGGAGCACGGCAGCCGGAGCCACAAAUGAUCCAGGGAUGGUUCGUCUUAUCUGUGGCCAUCAUAACUGGGUCGCUCUGGCUUACGUUCACUUCCUUAUUUGCUACAAGAUGAAGGAGACCUCUGGCUGGCAGCUGGCUUUCUGUAGCCCCCGGCUGGAUUGGGUAAUCGAGCGUGUGGCAUUAAAUGCCCGGGUGCUUGGUGGGUCCCUGGGUGAUAGUGACAAAAUGGUGGCUGCUGCCUCCUGCAGCGAAAUCCUUCUAUGGGCCCUUCAGCCUGACGGGAACGGCACUGAGAUUGGUGUGUUCUGUUUAGGGGUCCCCCUAGAAGGUCUCUUCUUUGUUGGCAGCCAGCUUAUUGCGACCAGCCACACGGGCAAGAUUGGUGUCUGGAAUGCAGUCACCAAACACUGGCAGACUCAAGAUGUGGUUCCCAUCAACAGCCAUGAUGCUGCGGGCUCCUUCUUGCUCCUGGGCUGCCACAAUGGCUCCAUCCAUUAUGUUGAUGUUCAGAAGUUCCCUCUGCGCAUGAAGGACAAUGAUCUCCUGGUGACCGAGCUGUACCGUGACCCUGCGGAGGAUGCUGUCACUGCCCUCAGUGUCCACCUCACACCCAAGAACAGCCACAGUGGAAAUUGGAUUGAAAUUGCCUAUGGCACCAGUUCAGGGAUGGUACGAGUGAUUGUCCAGCACCCAGAGACAGUGGGCUCGGGACCCCAGCUCUUCCAAACCUUUGCUGUUCAUCGUAGCCCUGUCACCAAGGUGAUGCUGUCAGAGAAGCACCUUAUCUCAGUCUGUGCUGAUAACCAUGUACGGACGUGGACGGUGACUCGAUUCCGUGGGAUGAUUUCUACACAGCCUGGCUCCACCCCGUUGGCUUCCUUCAAGAUUCUGGCCCUGGACUCAGUGGACGGGCAGGGGGGCUGCAGUGCGGGCACAGACAUUGGGCCAUUUGGUGAGCGUGAUGACCAACAGGUGUUCCUCCAGAAGGUGGUUCCAGAUGCCAGCAAGCUGUACGUGCGCCUCUCCUCUACUGGGAAGAGGAUAUGCCAGGUGUGCUCAGUUGAUGGCUCAUCCAUCACGGCCUUCCUGGUCCAGGAGUGUGAGGGCUCCAGCCGCAUUGGCUCCCGUCCGCGCCGCUACCUCUUUACCGGCCACAGCAAUGGCAGCCUCCAGAUGUGGGACCUCACCACCGCGAUGGAGAUGGGGGAUCAAGCCCCAGAUUGUGGUGGUCUCUCAGAACAAGAGCUACUGUCUGAGCUGGGGCAGAGUGACCUGGCCCUUACCCACACCCUGGAAACAAGUCCUACGGGGUCUUUCACUCUCUCCAGUACUUCUGGAAUCAGCCGCCCCCAAAUCCAAGACAUUGAUGGGACCUGUGAAAAGCCAUUGAAAGCCUCUCCAGCCAGGUUGGACUUCCAGCGAGGAGACCGCCACCGACAACAGCUGGUCGGGAACUUCUUGGACCGAUCCACCAAGGACCAGUGGAUCAGCUACUCUAGGGAAGGGCUCUCUGCUAGCCUUCUGAGCCAAAGAUCACCCAGCCCACAUCCUGCCCCCCUGGAACCCACCCUCCCCCUAGCCCCAUCCAGAGUACCACUUAGUGAAACCUCUUUCUGACCUCUGGCCGCUCUUGGGGAGCAAGAGAGUCAGCGGGGACCCCUGUUGCUGCUGCGUCCUGCCUCUUGCAAUUCCCAUGGCCUGGAGCUCAGUGGAGUGGAGCCUGCCACAGAGCUGCCCACCCCGCCUCCUUCAGGGCUCCUUGCCUGGGAACUCUGUCCCAAUCCCUUUCCAAGACUCUCAGGGCCUUAAUCCUCUGGCAGGGUCGUUUUUUUCUCCUCUCUGGUGUGCAAGUGCAGAUUGCAUUAGGUGGUAACACGUGGCCUCUGCGAGGCUGCCCCUUUCCUCCUGUUUGUGAAAAGCCAAAGAUAUUUAUGAGCAAUAAACACCACCCCUCUUCAAUUGC
Messenger RNA from Ahaetulla prasina, 2546 nucleotides. It is a transcript of the gene SHKBP1, whose product is annotated as SH3KBP1 binding protein 1. Lineage: Eukaryota; Metazoa; Chordata; Lepidosauria; Squamata; Colubridae. The record is from RefSeq and is a predicted model, not a curated record. Gene Ontology annotation, biological process: protein homooligomerization. Gene Ontology annotation, molecular function: protein binding. The transcript is spliced from 18 exons. The coding region runs from base 59 to 2200 and encodes 713 amino acids.